Molecule: messenger RNA, 702 nt
Organism: Lottia gigantea (owl limpet)
Lineage: Eukaryota; Metazoa; Mollusca; Gastropoda; Lottiidae
Exons: 4
Biological process (GO): proteolysis
Molecular function (GO): serine-type endopeptidase activity
Source: RefSeq, a predicted model, not a curated record
AUCGUCAACGGAAAUGACUCACCACCAUGCAGCUGGCCGUGGCAGGUGUCGCUUCAGCGUGUCGGGAAACAUUACUGUGGUGGAUCGCUGAUCAGUCCAAAUUUUGUGGUGACUGCGGCUCAUUGCAUUGAGUCGUAUCAAUACAACUUCGACUUCAUCGACAUCGUCUUGGGAGCGACUAAGCUGUCCGCCAAAGAGAAUAUGCAGAUGAAACGAAAGAUAAAGCGCUUGGUUCUCCAUAAUCACAUCUUCCACGAGAAGAACGACAUAGCGAUCAUACAGCUAGAUCGAUCCGUCAACUACACCGACUGCAUACGACCAAUUUGCCUACCGGAGCAGGACGAAGUCUUUACCAGAAGCGAUCUCUGCUACGCUGUCGGAUGGGGCAUGAAAGCGUGGGACACAACCUUUUCCAACCGGUUACAAGAAGCCAAGAUGACGCUAUGGGAUACCCAGAAAUGUAACUCAUCAAUAGCUUGGAACGGUGCUGUCGGUGACACCUUCCUCUGUGCCGGUUACUACUCCGGAUUCAUCUCCACCUGCAGCGGUGAUAGUGGAGGAUCUUUGGUGUGUCAGGCCAAUGAUAGGCACUGGAAGCUGGUUGGAAUCUCAAGUUAUGUGGCUAAAGGAUGCAACGUACCAGAACGGCCAGUGGUCUUCUCGGAUGCCAAGUUCUUCACCCCGUGGAUCCAGAACCAUACA